Messenger RNA from Andrographis paniculata, 717 nucleotides. RefSeq lists its product as uncharacterized. The record is from RefSeq and is a predicted model, not a curated record. Lineage: Eukaryota; Viridiplantae; Streptophyta; Magnoliopsida; Lamiales; Acanthaceae. The transcript has 2 exons. Bases 171 to 563 code for a protein of 130 amino acids.
UUCAGCUUCGCCUUCAAGAUUGCUCGACACCAUCCACUCGAAUCUAAUCUCGCUUUCACAAACUAGCUACCUAUUUAUAGGACCGAAUUUCACCAUGCAUUUCUAGCUUAUAUAACAGUUUGAUUGCGUUUUAAUUUUAAUUAAUUCUGUGCUUCACUCCUACCUCAUUCAUGGCGUCUCUUUCUCUUCAGGAUGGCGCUCCAUUGAAAGACGCAGUAACCGAAGGUGAAGUAGCUGUGAAGGAGCCACAGGUAGGGGCGCCGCCGACGCUUCCGGAGGAUCCGGUUUUGACGCUAGACGUGGAAGAAGAUGAAGAUGAAGAUGAAGAAGAGUACGGCGUGGAGGCGCCGCAGUACGAGUUAGGGAAGGUGGAAAACUUGGAGCAGGAAGAAGAUGAGAAGGAUCUGGAUCUGGAUCUGGAGCCUGAGGAGUACUCGUCACCAUUCGUGGAGAGAUCAGAUCAAGACGCGACGGCUCCUCCGUUCCGUUGGGGUGCCGGAGAAGAUGAUGCUGCUGCUGCUGCUUUCGACGACGACGACGACGGGGACGACUUAAUUAAUUAACUAACUAACUAACGAACACAUAAUUGCUUUAGACUAAUUGCAAGUAGAAGAAGAUAAUGAACUCGAUCGAUCUCCUUUUGUUGCGUAAUCGUCCCAACUUUGGAUCAUUGUGUAAUUGAAGCAUCACUUCUUAUUCAAAUACUACUUCUCUCUA